This is a messenger RNA of Aspergillus vadensis CBS 113365, 1753 nucleotides long. RefSeq names its product serine C-palmitoyltransferase subunit lcbA (gene lcbA). The transcript has 4 exons. Bases 140 to 1654 code for a protein of 504 amino acids. The record is from RefSeq and is a predicted model, not a curated record. Gene Ontology annotation, cellular component: endoplasmic reticulum. Gene Ontology annotation, molecular function: pyridoxal phosphate binding; serine C-palmitoyltransferase activity. Gene Ontology annotation, biological process: sphingosine biosynthetic process; ceramide biosynthetic process. Lineage: Eukaryota; Fungi; Ascomycota; Eurotiomycetes; Eurotiales; Aspergillaceae.
CCGCUGCCUUGACUUGUUAUUCAGUCGCUGAUGCUGUCGAAUUAUUUAUAGAGGGUCUUUCCUUCAUUUCAACUUCAGACUCCGCUCAUCUGCUUCCUGGGUACUUGCGCCCUGAGCGCUAAGUGGAUUUUCUCCCGUCAUGGAUAUCCAGGAGACUCAGCGUCUCCUUUCGGAGUACCUCCAUGAACUCGCCGACCUCUUCCAUCGUCUACCCGGUUCUGCGAUCUUUCUACGUUAUGUGAAGUCUAGUUACCAGAACGACCCGAUCCGCUCGGCUGUCGAACUCUUUCUCUUCUUGUUUGCGGUCCGCUACCUUCUCGCUCCGAAGUAUUCGACUAAACCGGGUGUGGUUCAACUUUCGGAGGAUGAGGUUGAUGAUUUGGUGGAUGAGUGGACUCCGGAGCCGUUGGUGGGAAAGCCUACUCCACUGGAGGCGAUGGAGGUUGAUAAGCGGACGGUCAUUGUUGGCCCAGUUGGACCCAAGUCCAAGUUGAGCAACGGUCGGACGGUCGCCAAUCUCGGUUCCUAUAACUACUACAACUUCAAUACGAACGAGUCGCUUAAGGAGAAGGCCAUCCAGACCCUGCGAAACUACGGUGUCGGUCCUUGCGGUCCCCGCGGUUUCUAUGGUACUCAGGAUGUUCAUAUGAAGACGGAGGCUGAUGUUGCCUCUUAUCUUGGUACUGCAUCCUGCAUCAUCUAUGCGCAAGCCUUUUCGACAAUCUCCAGUGUCAUUCCUGCGUUCUCAAAGCGUGGUGAUAUCAUUGUUGCGGACAAGGGUGUCAGCUUCGCCAUUCGCAAGGGUAUCCAGAUCUCUCGCAGCAUUGUUCGCUGGUAUGAGCAUAAUGAUAUGGAAGACUUGGAGAGAGUCCUCGCAAAGGUCACCAAGGAACAAGCCAGGAAGCCUCUUACUAGGCGGUUCAUUAUCACCGAAGGUCUGUUUGAAUCUUACGGCGACAUGGUGAAUUUGCCUAAGAUUAUCGAGCUCAAACUCAAGUACAAGUUCCGUCUGAUCCUCGAUGAGACUUGGUCUUUUGGUGUUCUUGGGCGAACUGGCCGUGGUGUGACUGAGCACCAGAAUGUCGAUGCGGCGGAAGUUGAUAUGAUUGUGGGCUCGCUGGCCGGCCCACUGAUUGCCGGAGGUGGCUUCUGUGCUGGCUCGGAAGAGAUCGUCCAUCAUCAGCGUAUCUCGGCUGCUGCUUAUACUUUCUCUGCGGCACUUCCCGCUCUUUUGUCUACCACUGCUAGUGCUACGAUCAACCUCCUCCAGAACAGCCCGGAGACUGUGACACAGCUGCGGGAGCAUACCAAGGCCAUGUGGGCCCAGUUGGACCCUCGCAGUGAUUGGGUUUACUGCACCAGUUCCCCCGAGAACCCUAUGAUGAUUCUGGUGUUGAAGCCUGAGGUGGUUGCUGCGAAGAAGCUGUCUCUUGACGACCAGCAAUUCUUGCUCCAAGAUAUUGUUGACGAGUGUCUCGCAAACGGUGUUCUCAUCAGUCGCCUGAAAACUCUCCAGGAUAACUUCGAGCCGAAGCAGAUUGUUCCUCCUGCCUUGAAGGUUUGCGUGACAAUCGGAUUGACGAGAAAGGAGAUUGAAAAAGCAGGAACGACCAUCCGCCACGCGAUCACGAAAGUUCUAAGCAAGAGGAAGUAAAGGCUUUUCUUUCCCUUUCUUUCUCGUAUCUCAAUUCCCGGCCUAUCCUGAAAGUGGCCAUGAACAUUAAUGCUCCAAUGACACGCUUCUUGUACCCUU